UGUGGGGGGGGGUUGAUGAACAGGUGCUCAAAGACACAGCUGAUCUGGGAGAGCUCCAUAAACUCAACACGGCAAGCAUGCUGGAUCACGUUGCAGCCACGUCCGUUAGUUGCGAAUGAGGCAGGAGAAAGCAGUGCGAGACCCCUGGCACGCUUCGCACGUUCCAAGUCCCAGAAUGCUCUGUGGAACGCCAUCACAGCAGGCAUCGGGAUCAAGGAUAAGGAUAAGCGGGGUAUCCUGAUUGACCCGAGGAGUCCAGAGGAGAUUCUUGCUGAUGACCUGCCCUCUGUCGACACUCCUGAUGCCAUGGAGAAGACCGCCAUCAGGCUGAGAUGUUUGGUGAAACAAUUGGAAAGAGGCGAGGCUUCUGUCGUCGACCUAAAGAAGAAUCUUGAAUAUGCUGCAUCCGUUUUAGAAUCUGUCUACAUAGAAGAGACGAGGCGUUUGGUGGACACAGAAGAUGAGCUGAGUGACAUCCAGUCUGACUCCGUUCCCUCAGAAGUGCGCGACUGGCUGGCGUCUACGUUCACGCGACAGAUGGGGCUGAUGCUGAGGCGGUCGGAGGAGAAGCCGCGAUUUCGCAGCAUCGUGCACGCGGUGCAGGCUGGGAUAUUUGUGGAAAGGAUGUACCGACGGACCUCCAACAUGGUGGGUUUGAGCUAUCCGCCCAGCGUGAUCACAGCCUUGAAGCAUGUGGACACGUGGUCGUUUGAUGUCUUCACACUGAAUGAUGCCAGCGGAGAUCAUUCACUGAAAUUUAUUUUUUAUGAACUUCUCACCAGAUAUGACUUAAUCAAUCGCUUUAAGAUACCUGUUUCUUCUCUGGUGUCUUUUGUGGAGGCUUUGGAGGUGGGCUACACCAAAUUUAGGAACCCCUACCACAACCUAAUCCAUGCCGCAGACGUCACCCAGACAGUUCAUUAUCUUCUGCUUAAGACCGGCAUGGUGCACUGGUUGACCGAGUUAGAGAUCUUCGCCAUGCUGUUUGCCGCAGUCGUGCACGAUUACGAACACACGGGCACCACCAACAACUUCCACAUUCAGACCAAGUCAGACUCCGCCAUACUGUACAACGACCGGGCCGUUCAGGAGAACCACCACGUGAGCGCUGCGUAUCGUCUCAUGCAAGAUGACGACGAAAUGAACAUCCUCAACAAUUUGUCCAAGGACGAUUGGAGAGAAUUCCGCACCCUGGUGGUCGAGAUGGUCCUGGCCACGGACAUGUCCUGCCACUUCCAGCAGAUCAAAGCCAUGAAGAACUUCCUCCAGCAGCCAGAAGCGAUCGACAAACCCAAGGCCUUAUCACUGCUGCUGCACACGGCCGACAUCAGCCACCCUGCCAAAAUCUGGAACAUGCAUCACCGCUGGACCACCUCACUGUUGGAGGAGUUCUUCAGACAGGGCGAUAAGGAGUCAGAACUCGGACUUCCUUUCUCCCCCCUGUGUGACCGCAAAUCCACCAUGGUGGCGCAGUCUCAGAUUGGCUUCAUCGAUUUCAUUGUUGAGCCGACGUUCACAGUUCUCACAGACAUGAUCGAAAAAAUCGUGGCCCCGCUGGUUGAAGAGUCGUCGCACACCGCCCUUGCUGGACUUAGACGCUCCAGUCUGAAUAACAUCCCAUCAGACAGUAAACGGACCGGAGUGAGAAGCACGGGUUCUGAAGGCGCCAGUUCCACCAACUGCUCUGUAAAUGCCCUCGACUUUAAGUCCUUCAGGAGCACCUGGAAUGAUGAGGUGCACAAAAACAGAGAAACAUGGAAAGCACUGGCUGCUAAAGAUCUAGAAGAACAGGCCAAACAGGAUGAGAUGGAGGAGAAACAGAAGACAAACAAUCCUGCGGAGACGCAGAGCAGUGAUACUUCAGAAAUAGGGAACAACACAAAAACACAGGACAAAGACAAAAACAACACGGACUCAUCGGACAAAUUACAGGACAAGAGGCAAGACAAAAGCACAGAGGAGAAAGAUUCAAAGACUCAAGACAACAACGCUACGUUAGAUGAUGCUGAACCCGCAGAACUGCAGCCCAGAGAACAAGAGGGAAAUAAAGAUCCGGGAGGGGCGAACGAAGCUCCAACGCUAGGAUCUGAUGCCAAAGAGCCCGAUACGAGCAGUGACACGGACAACAGUCAGCGAGCACACAACGGGAAUGAAGACCUGAACUCUCCUCAAAGUGACGACAGUGAAAGCAAGAAAUCAGACGACUCAGAAGAGGAGCACAGUAACCCGAGUUCCCCCUCCACACCGGUCUGCACCUGAUGCAAACUGCUCUGUUCUGCCACCUGGUGGUUACUUUCUUUCAUUAUUCAUCUGUUUUCUUUUUCUGUGAAAAGUUAACGUUUCUGUCUUUCUCUGAGGGACCCUGUUUCUCUUUAAUUCCUGUUUGACUUAGGCUUUCUUCACCUCACUUACUAACCUGGUGUUGGUUGAUAUCUAAGCAAGGACAGAUACUUUGGCUUUCACACAAAUGGACAUGUGCAUCAUAAUAUACUGUGUGCCCAUGUAUGUGGAAGUGAUUUGGAAGCGCCAAACUUUCACCAACAUCAGAUGCAUCUACAGAAGAACCUCAGAGAUCUUCAGUUCCUUCAUAAUACAACCAGAUCACAGACUGUCAUUACAGCGUCCAAAGAAUGUAAACUGUUUAGCUCUUAUUUCAAGGAUUAUUUGUGUUGUUUGUUUAGUAGUAAUUUUGAUGUUGUUGUCAUCCUGCUUUUUAUGUGUAUGAGACUGUACAUGUUUCAAUGUGUGUGGGUUAUCUGUACAUACGCCAGUCAGGAGCUUCUUCAUACGUUAUGUAUAAGUGAUGGAAGGAUUAAACGUUAGAACAUUGAUCAGAAAUUCUUUCCCAAUAUCCUUUGCCAAUCUUACUUCUAUCAGAGAAGAUUUGAACUUAUCCAUAAAAACAACUAGUUUUUUUAGUCCAUAAAAUAUUGUAAUUUUGACUAUAACCAUUCAAAUGAUGUUACACAGCAUUGAUUAUAUCAGCUCAAUAUAUAUAUAUAUAUAUUUAUUAGUGUAAUAUAUGAUAUAUCAUCAGAAUUAUGGUUCUUUCUGACAUUUUUGUCAAAAAUUAUUUAAUCGAGUAUUUUCAUUCCGUAACUUAUUUACAUUAUGUGAUGUUUUUCUUUACAUUGUGUACAUUUUGGGACUUUUAAUUUUAGCAAGUUAAAUGGAAUGCAUAACUCUGAAGCUCAAUAUCUCAAAGCUGCUCAGAAUGCAGAUUGAACCUUAUAAUUCCAAUAUAUAUAUAUUAUAAUACUAUAAAUAGUAGAUUUUAUCAGAAAAUACUCAGAAAUGGUCACAAAAAAUUCUGCGGCUGUUUAUGAUAUAUAUUAGUCACUGUUGGAGUGAAACUUUGUAUCUCCAUAACUGGCAUUUAAGGGAAAAAAUGCAUUUUCUUCAGAGGUGACAAGCUCUUUUAAUUGGUUAAAUGAUAAGUAAAUAUUAAAUAUUAUAUACAUCCACAAACAAACAUGAAAGCUGACUAAUAUAAAUGAUAUAUGAAAAUAAAAAUCAUGAAAAAUGGAGAUGCAAGGUUUCAGUCUGAAUGGUCAAAUAUACAGUUCUAGUAUUUCUUUAGCCAACUCUGCUUUCUCUCAAACCCCUUCAAACAUUAUUGUCUUAUCAAAGUGUAGUAAAUGUAUUUUUUUGGACACUAGGUGUAUUUUGAAAUUUCUUCUAUUUUUGUAUUUAAUGUAUAUAAAAGAUGACAUUAUUUAUGAAGUGUUGUUUAUAAGAAUUGUCUUUUCUUAAAUUUGGUAUGAACAAUACAGGCUUAGUAACAAUAUAGGAUACUUUUAGGGAGGACAAUUAUAAUCCAGCUGUGAAGGAAGUUUAUUUUUGCUGUUCAGUUUGACGAAUUAAGAAAUAGUGUAUUUAAUUUGAGUUUGCACACAGCAUGUGUGUAAAGAAAGAUAUCAUGUCCUGCUGAGGUAUUUAUGUCCCAAAUUUUUAUCUAGAUUGUCUGCCUUAAUGAACUUUAGAGAAAACAUAGUUACUGUUAUACAAUCUGUAAAAUAAAAAAAAUGGUGAAGAACAGAAAAUAGGGAAAGGCCUCCUUGUCAAUAGGCUGAUAGAAAUAUCCAACACAGUCUUUGUGUAAAUGUCUCUUGUGUAAAUGCCUCAACCAAAGAAAAUGAUAAAUAACGUUUGUUCAUCAGUUAACUGAAGGUCAUAGGAAGCCAUUAUACAUGCAUACUUUUAAUGAGAAGAUGGAAAGAUGCAUUGUUGCCUUAAAUCUUUUAUUAAUUCAUUAUCGUUGUCAAUUCAUUACGUACAAUCGAAUAUUCAGUGAAAAUUUGUGUCGAUCUUCCAUCAUAAUUUGGUUGUUGUUCUUUCACGAGUCUUCACAUUUUUUUAUGUGAUAGUGUCAAAUUUUUGUUUAUAUCAAAUGUAUUUCGACACUUUCAGAUGUGUAUCUCUGCAGGUGGUUCUGCUUUGUGCACAAGCUCAUGUGUUUGUGAUAAUUUUCCACCUGCAGAGAAGAAAGUUCUCUACAUUUAAAGUUUACUCCAUUUACUGUUCUACUUUCAGGUUUAAUGUUUUUCGAUUUUUAUCUUUUCAAUUGCAUGUUUGGACCCAGAAUGUGAGAUCUUGUAGAUGAAAUGCUGUACAUUUAAAUGAAGUUGAUAAGCGUAAAUAUGGCACAGUGAGAUCUGCCUUAAUGUGUCUGUUUCUCUGCUUUGUAGUAACUUAUGUGUCCAGCUCAGUCUAGUGUCUGUCAGACUUCAUGUUUUUGUCAAAACUUUUUUGUGUGAAUUUUUUAUUCAAGCCAUUUGUCUGGCACAAAACAACGUUUUCUGUUAGUUAAAUACUUAUAAACUAAAAAAUUAAGGCUUGGAUCAGGACAGGAAGCAACAUAUUAUUUUUAAUGCUGUGCUGCCAUUUGGUGGAUAUCUUGCGCCACUGCAAUCAAAUGUUGCCAGAUUUGUUUUAAACCUACAAUUUUUUCCUUCUCAAAGAAUCUUUUGCCAUAAUAUUCUUUUUAAUGAUUUCUUCUACCAAAUAUGUCUGUUAAUGUUGAAUUUGAGUUUUUAUUAUUUAAUUGAAAAUGUCAACUCAUACAGCAGGUGUGGUCAUGUGGUCAUGUGAUCAUGCUUGUCCGUAAUUGCACUUUUGUGACAAUAAAUCUUAA
This is a messenger RNA of Triplophysa dalaica, 5134 nucleotides long. RefSeq names its product phosphodiesterase 1C, calmodulin-dependent a (gene pde1ca). The record is from RefSeq and is a predicted model, not a curated record. Gene Ontology annotation, biological process: signal transduction. The coding region runs from base 16 to 2259 and encodes 747 amino acids. Lineage: Eukaryota; Metazoa; Chordata; Actinopteri; Cypriniformes; Nemacheilidae. The transcript has 18 exons. Gene Ontology annotation, molecular function: 3',5'-cyclic-nucleotide phosphodiesterase activity.